Myxocyprinus asiaticus (Chinese sucker) is the source of this 2889-nucleotide messenger RNA. RefSeq lists its product as uncharacterized. Gene Ontology annotation, cellular component: membrane. Gene Ontology annotation, molecular function: G protein-coupled receptor activity. The coding region runs from base 206 to 1270 and encodes 354 amino acids. Gene Ontology annotation, biological process: immune response; G protein-coupled receptor signaling pathway. The record is from RefSeq and is a predicted model, not a curated record. The transcript has a single exon. NCBI's taxonomy places the organism in Eukaryota, Metazoa, Chordata, Actinopteri, Cypriniformes, Catostomidae.
UGGAGAUGUGCUGAAGGAUAAUGUGUAUUAUUGCACUUCCCAUGGAAACGGACAAUCAUUUCAGAUGUUUUUCUUUGUGUUUUAGCCUCCAGGUUCUGUUUUUCUCAGCUUUUACAAAAGGGAAGUGAGUUUUUGCAAAGGCAGACUUGUUUUCUAACUCAGUGGCUAGAAGUGUAGCGGACUAAAGUGGACCAGAGAGGGAGACAUGAACGGCACAGGUUACCUUCAGCGAGGUGAGGAGACUGAGGGAGGCUCUGUGGGGGCCUGCGUGAUUCUGGGUGUGUGCUUCUUGGUGGGCACACCUGGGAACCUGCUGGUAGUGUGGACCAUCUUGAAGCAUGUGAAGCAACGAUCAUACACAGUGCUGCUCAUCCUCCACCUAGCAGUCGCAGACCUUCUGGUGCUGAUCACUCUGCCUCUUUGGAUCUACUCGCUGGCUCAUUCCUGGGUGUUCGGAGAGGCUGCCUGCAAAGCCAUGACUUACAUUAUCAAUGCUUGUAUGUACAGCAGCGUUUUCCUCAUCACCAUCAUGAGUGUGGAGCGCUUCCUGGCUGUCAGGUAUCCCUUUGCUUCAGCUGGAUGGAGGAGAAAACAAGCACUGAAUAAGGUAUUAUUAGUGGUGUGGGUGGCUUCAUUUCUCCUGAGUAUUCCUGUUAUUGAGACUCAGACUUUGGGCGGCGAUCAAGUUCAGUGUACGUUCAGACAUUAUGAUUCUGAUACACAGGAAGUUGUGCUGCUGAUUUUAGAAAGUCUUAUAGGCUUUGUCAUCCCUUUUUCCACUCUGGUAGUCUGUUAUGGCUGCCUCUUCAGUCGCAUAGCACAGAUGAACUUCAAGUCCAAGCGAAAAUCGACAGUUCUCAUCUGCAGCCUGGUGGUGAUGUUUGCCAUCUGCUGGAUCCCACACCAUGUGGGGAACUUUCUUUCCCUCAUCGCACUCGCUCUCAAGUCCUCAUACCCUGAAGUGUCAAAAAACUUGGAGGAUGCUUGUACCACCAUGAGCAUUAUAGCAGGAGCCCUGGUGUUCAUUAGUAGCUCAGUAAAUCCAGUGCUUUAUGUGUUUGCCGCACGUACCUUCCGCAGCUCGCUCCGAGAAACUGGAAUACAAAGACUGUUCCAGCAUCUAUCCAGUGCAGCCACAGGCGAAGGGAAUAAAGAGUUAUCUUUUGUGUCUAAAAGACAUAGUUCACACACCAACACCUCACAGUGUCUAACAGAGUCAAAAUUGCCUGUAGAUGUGGUUAUGGAAUCAUUCAUCAAUACCUCAGCCUGACUCUGUAAGAACCCAUAUACACAGAAACUAUAUAACAAUCAAGAAAAAUAACCAUUAAGUGUUAACUGCUGUCUCCCGAAAUUGUGCAUAAAGCUUUAAAUAUUAUCUUGUAUUCCAGAACUGUACUCAAAAUGAAAUGACUAUAAAUAAUGUAUAUUUGUAUUAUGCAUCAGUGAAAUAUUUGUGUUUUGUGUUUAUUUGUGUAAAAAAAAAAAUGGGCAUUAGUGGAAUUUUUUUAAUGUAAAUUUGAGGUGUUUUUAAUACUCCCUGAAAAUUGAUUGAUAAUGAAAUCGCCUUUGCAUAUUCUGCAAUGAACCCCCUUUUACAGUAGUGAUAUAUUUUAAUUGCCUGUCUGUUUAGGAACAAACUAUGCUGACUUAAAAACUUUGUAUUACAUAAAACUGAUUUAAGCCAAAAGAAUCACGUUAUAGCACACUUUCAUUUGCAGUGCUUAAUGAUUUCAACAUCUCCCUUUUCUCAUAUUGCAACAUGUGUGCAUGUUUAUAACUUGUAAGCGUGUGAAAAGGGGAAGUGGGCAUUAAAAGGAACAGAGGUCAGUCUGGAGGAAGAUUUUAUCUUUUCCAUUGAGGUGUUGUUCUGUUCUGUAAUUUUUUUUCCCUCAUGAAAAUCAAACAAGUUUUUGGCCCUAUUUACUUUCUUAAUACUUGCUUCUGGUCUUAUUGUGUCGACUCAUUAGAAAAUAUUUGUCUUCAUAAUCUUUUUUCAGAACAUAACUCCACAUUUGCAGCAACUUCCUUUUUUUGGUUGACGUCACCAAUCCCUAUUAUUUUUCAACCCUUCCCUUCCAACCACCUGUCAGAAACAACUUGUCACAAUCCAAUCAAUUUGUUUUUCUCUAACGUCCUCUUUCACUCUAAAAAUGUGUCAUGUUAGAAAAGUACAAUGGGUUGCGAAAGCAGUUUCAUGUUCACUGAAUAAAAAAUAAAUUAUUUUGAAAUGAUAAUUUUGAAAAAGAGGGUUACUUCUCAACUCAUUUGUCACCUCCUCCUUGGUGUGUGUUUUUGAGCAUAUGCUAAAGAGAGAGAGAGAGCGAGAGAGUGAGUGAGUGAGUGAGUGAGUGUGAGUGAGAGGCAACAGUACACUGUGCCUGUGAGUAAGAGCUCAUGUCUAGACCUGUGGUCUCUCUCUUUUACAACACAAUUUUCAUGACUGAAAGUAUCAGCUGGCCAUUGCUCAAGCAGAAACCAGAGAGAGAGAUCAGACAUCUGCUAAGGUUGGCAGUGGGCAUGGAAAAAACGUUCAUGUAAAGUUGGCAUGCAUUGAAAAAGUGAGAGGUCUGAAGAGAAUCGGUUUCUGUCUGGUUAAAUUUACACACAUGCACUGCAUCAUGAGAACAAGACUCAAAUCCCACCACACUUGCUAAUAUAGAGAAAUGAAGAUAAUUUUGAAAAUGUUAUUUCUUUAUUUCUAAGUAACCAGUGUAUUUUUUUUUUUCAAUGACAAGGACCCCAAAUAUGAUGAUCCUCUUGCAAGUGACCCCCUAUAAAGGCAUAUAUAUAUUUUCAUAUAUAGACCAAUUUAUACUAUGUGUGAAAAAAUAGAAAAUGUGAUAUUAUGGUAACAUGUUUUACUAUAUUAAAAUACUGGCCUUUAUUUGU